This is a messenger RNA of Neltuma alba, 1151 nucleotides long. RefSeq lists its product as uncharacterized. The record is from RefSeq and is a predicted model, not a curated record. Lineage: Eukaryota; Viridiplantae; Streptophyta; Magnoliopsida; Fabales; Fabaceae. The transcript is spliced from 4 exons. The coding region runs from base 435 to 854 and encodes 139 amino acids.
CUCUUCGGUUCGGCGGCGAUUUGCUGUUUUUGAAAUUUGAAGUAGCUAGCCUUUGCUCUGAUCUUUAAAAGCAUCUCGUGGGCCGGGGCGAAAAUGUCGUCCGACAGUGAACGCUGAUUAAAAAGGAGAGAGAAAAGUUUAAAAUCAAAACGGAAGAAGGCGAGAAAGAGGCGUUGACCAUGGUUCAAUUUCGGAGGCGUAUUCGAGCGGAAAUCUUCAGAUGCCAAAAAGCCAUGUUCACUGGAGCCCACGACCUUUCCCACUAUUUCAAAAUUUCAUGAACAUCGUUUCACCACAACGCCGAACCUCACGAUUCCUUGCUUGUUCCUGUUUCAUACUCCGUGUUAAUCAGCGAAACCCAGGGCAACUAGUUUCCAUCAGCAGCCAACACGCUUGCCUCCGUCGGUUUUUCUUCAAGAUUUCGUCCAAAAACAAUGUAUCCAAAGGUGAAGGUCAGACAAGAACAAUACCAAGAUGAUCACCGAGUAAUACAGGACAAUAAUUUGAAAGCUUUGCAGUCUUUAUCGUUGCGGGUUUCUCCUCCUCCAGUGAGGAACCAGAAAGGUGUCUCUCAUCCAUCCUUUACCGAAGUACCUAAAUGUUAUGUUUUACAUGCACCUAUUCCAAAAGUACCUGUUUCUGAAGAUUUAGGAGCCUGUAAUUUGACAUCAGAUUCUUCAGGACCUACGGGAGCUGAGAAGGAUGACAAUAUUGAUGAGGACAGAGUAAAUAUCAGAGCCAGUUCAAUUCCACCUCCUCGCGCUGUUAUAUCUAGUCCAGGAAACAAAAGGAAUUUUAUAGGUCACGAGAGUCCCUGUCAGUUAUGUUAUGAAUUCUAUAAUCUGUGUAUUUGAACAUGCAGGCAAGUUCAAAUUCAUUAUACGUUCUUUGACAUUACCUAACUCACGUCCUUGGGAUUUUGUAUCAGAUAUGACACCAUGAUUGGGAAUAAAAAUCGGAUUAAAGGCAGGGAAAGACUUCCAGGUUCAAAGAACUGUGGAGUGCCGCAAAAUAGACAUGCAAUCUGUAAGGUUAAAACAAGCAACGGUACUGAAAAUUCCCGAAACAUGAGAAAACCCAAGGAAGCUGCAGAUAAAUCAAGUAAUUUUACUGAUUCUGUACAAAAGAGAAGGCCAACCAAGUCAGCAUCA